This is a messenger RNA of Mauremys reevesii (Reeves's turtle), 2906 nucleotides long. RefSeq names its product zinc finger protein OZF-like. NCBI's taxonomy places the organism in Eukaryota, Metazoa, Chordata, Testudines, Geoemydidae. The coding region runs from base 248 to 2314 and encodes 688 amino acids. Gene Ontology annotation, biological process: negative regulation of transcription by RNA polymerase II; positive regulation of reciprocal meiotic recombination. Gene Ontology annotation, cellular component: nucleus. Gene Ontology annotation, molecular function: histone H3K4 methyltransferase activity; RNA polymerase II cis-regulatory region sequence-specific DNA binding; DNA-binding transcription repressor activity, RNA polymerase II-specific. The record is from RefSeq and is a predicted model, not a curated record. The transcript is spliced from 5 exons.
GCAAGGAGAACAAAGAACCGGGAGCAUCAGCCACUGGGCGAGUCUGUGCUGGGGGGGGGCGUCAUUACCCCCUCCCUGCCCGGCCGGGGGGGGGAUUUCUCCAGCUGGGACCAGCGCCCCCCCGGGCUCAGCCCGCAUCCGCUCCGGAGCCAGGGGCCGGUGACCUUCGAGGAGGUGGCUGUGUAUUUCACCAGGGAGGAGGGGGCUCUGCUGGACCCCCCGUCAAAGAGCCCUCUGCAGAGCCGUCAUGCAGGAGAACUACGAGACGGUGACCUCGCUGGCAGGUGAUGGGAUGGUGAGUGAGAAUGAGGAGCAGACCCCUCAGCAGGAAGACGCUGAGCCCGUGGAAGCGUACGGGGCGUUAUCGCAAAGAUCUGAAGGGAUUGUGUCCAUGAGUUGUGAGCAGGGGAAAGGUUGUGAGGCUCGGCACAGGCCAGAAAGGGAGCAGGGAACGGAGCCGAGGCAGAAAGCGGGUAAUUGUCAGGGAAGUCACAAGGAAACCACAGCCCAGCAGAGCAACCCCACAAGCGAGAGAGGCCGCACGCGCCCUGAGCGGGGAGAAAACGUCGGUAGCCCUUCAGCUGUUCUUCGACACGAGAGAAUCCGUGCCGGAGAGCCCCCCCACCAGUGCGGCGAGUGCGGGAAGACCUUCCGUCGGAACUCGCACCUUGUUCGCCACCAGAGCGUGCACACGGGAAACCGACCCUUCCGGUGCUCGGACUGUGGGAAAAGCUUCAGCGUGAGCUCCAACCUGAUCGCCCACGAGACCAUCCACACGGGCAAUCGCCCCUUUUCCUGCUCCGAGUGCGGGAAGAGCUUCAACCGACGCUCCAACCUGAUCACGCACUGGAGAAUUCACGUGGGAAAGAAGCCCUUCACGUGCUCAGCGUGCGGGAAAAGCUUCACGGACAGCUCGAACCUCAUCCGGCACCAGCGAACCCACACGGGGGAGCGACCCUACGAGUGCUGCGAGUGCGGGAAAGGCUUCACGGACAGUUCCGACCUCAUCCGGCACCAGCGAACCCACACGGGGGAGCGACCCUACGUGUGCUGCGAGUGCGGGAAAAGCUUCAGUCGGAGCUCCACCCUCAUUCGCCAUCAGAGGAUCCACACGGGAGAGACGCCCUAUAAGUGCCGCGAAUGCGGGAAAAGUUUCAGCGUGAGUUCCAACCUUGUCACGCAUUGGCGAAUUCACACGGGGCAUCGACCCUUCACCUGCUCCGACUGCGGGAAGAGUUUCACCGACAGCUCCAACCUCACUCAGCAUCAGAGAAUACACAGGGGGGAGAACCCCUAUAGCUGCCCCGAGUGCGGGAAAAGCUUUACUCAGAGCUCGGCUCUUCUUGCACAUCAGCGGAUCCACACGGGAGAGCGACCCUACGAGUGCUGCGAGUGUGGGAAAAGCUUCAGCGUGAGCUCAGCCCUCGUCGCGCAUCAGAGACUCCACACGGGGGAGAGACCCUAUAAAUGCUCAGAGUGCGGGAAAAGCUUCAGCGUGAGUUCAACCCUCAUCAUCCAUCAGCGAAUCCACACGGGGGAGAGGCCCUAUCGAUGCUCGGAGUGUGGGAAGAGCUUUAAUCAGAGUAUCUACCUCAUUACACAUCAGAGGAUCCACACAGGGGAGAGACCCUACGCAUGCUGCGAGUGCGGGAAAAGCUUCACACGGAGUUCAAACCUUAUCACUCAUCAGAGAAUCCACACAGGGGAGAGGCCCUACGAAUGUUGUGAGUGUGGGAAAACCUUCACGGAUAGCUCAGCCCUUCUUAAACACCAAAGAAUCCACACGGGAGAGAGACCCUACGUAUGCGGCGAGUGCGGGAAAAGCUUCACUCGCAGCUCAAACCUCAUUACACAUCAGAGGAUCCACACUGGCGAGAGACCCUAUGAAUGUUGCGAGUGUGGGACAAACUUCAUUGACAGCUCAGCCCUUCUUAAACACCAGAGGAUCCACACGGGAGAGAGACCCUAUGAAUGCGGCGAGUGCGGGAAAACCUUCACUCAGAGCUCAAAACUGGUCACACAUCGGCGAACCCACACAGGGGAGAGACCCUAUGAAUGCGGCGAGUGCGGGAAAACCUUUAUUCAGAGCUCAGACCUUAUUAGACAUGAGAGAACCCACACGGGGGAGAGACCCUAUGAAUGCGGCGAGUGCGGGAAAAGCUUCACGCAAAUCUCAAGCCUCAUUACGCACCAGAGGCUCCAUGUGGGGGAGAGACCCUAUGAAUGCGGUGAGUGCGGGAAAAGCUUCACCCAGAGCUCAUACCUUAUCAGACACCAAAGAACCCACAAAGGAGGGCCUUUGGGACCGCUGUGAGUGUGGAAACCGCUUUACUCAGAGAUCAUAAGAAAGUUUUUUAUCAUAAGAAAAUCCACACCGGAGAGAGAAUCCUCUCGGUGCUGUGAGUGUGGGGAAAGAUCCACUCAGACCUUACUCCGCAUCAGAAUCCACAAAGGGGUGAAUGUUGUAAGUGUGAGGAAAAACUUCACUGACGGCUCAGCCCUGAUUCCCCGUCAGAGAAUCCACCUGUCGGAGAGACCUCGGGAAAGUGAUGCGUGCGGGAACAGCUUCACUCAGAACUCAGACACCUCAUCGUAUCAUCAGCAAAACUGUAAAGGGGAACAACACCAUGAAACCCUUGUCUAGAACUGUCAACUUUUUUUUUUUUAAGUCUUUUGCUAAUUCCGACGUGGUGACCUCAUUCUAUGCUCUGGGAAAUGCUGCCCUCUAUGAUGCAAAUGGAAAUAGAAGGGAGGUUUUUUGGUCGAAUUUACCCUUUGUCGGUGAUGCAAAUGUGUAUAAAAUGAGAUCAGUGUUGAAAAUGAAACAGUAGCCCAGGGGUAGGCAACCUAUGGCACCCGAGCUGAUUUUCAGUGGCACUCACACUGCCUGGGUCCUGGCCACCGGU